Messenger RNA from Colletotrichum navitas, 1273 nucleotides. RefSeq lists its product as uncharacterized. The record is from RefSeq and is a predicted model, not a curated record. The transcript is spliced from 2 exons. NCBI's taxonomy places the organism in Eukaryota, Fungi, Ascomycota, Sordariomycetes, Glomerellales, Glomerellaceae. Bases 151 to 936 code for a protein of 261 amino acids.
ACCGUCCUUGAAAACGCCUAUCGUUCGGCCUUAUAACCCGCAGUGACGAAAAGUGCCCAAAAUCAACAAAAUGCAUUCGGGGCCGUAGCGGCAUGCAUAGACAUCCUCACUCGUUCUGUGCUCCUCCUUGAACAAGCUAGAAACGCCUGGAUGCGUCAGAAGAAUGGAGUAUCGUAUCUCAAUGGCGUUAUUGGUGACGUCAAGGCCACCCUCGCCGUUCUUGAGCUUCUGGCGGCUGAGCCAGAACUGCGUCAGGACCAUGUCAACCAGGCAGCCCAUCAGGUGGCGAAAAAAGGCCAGGAUCUUUGCAAUCUGAUAGAAGACUUGAGGGACAAGUCUCAGAAUGGUGGUGGGUUCCAAAGGUUCAUGGAUCAGCUCCAAAAAGGACCUGGAGAGCAACGGAGGCUUGAAAUGUUACGCGCAGAGCUGAGUGACUCCAAGACCACGUUGAUCCUGGCUUUGCAAAUGGCACAGGUUGGUUUGAUCAGAUCGAUGGGCAAGGGCGAUAUCAUUGUUAAUGUUGAGCUUGUCACCAAGGUCGACCAGCGCGUUCAGACGUGCCCAGGCCUGGAGGAGGGGCUGCGCCUUGCGCAGUUGCUUCACCAACGUGCAUGGAAGGAUAAAAAGGGAGAGUUGCAUCUUACCGACCACGAUCUUGCAGAUUUGCAGAACCCACCACCUUACUACAAGCUCGCUCCCCUGGCCCCAGGCCAGACUCGAAGCGUGGUGCAGCGGAACCAAGUCGAAGGCGCUACUUUCUUUGGGGGCGAUUUAGGCAGAGACGGCGGGGAUGAGACAUCAAUCCACCAUCGUGACGAGCUCAUCAUUGAGAACAACGUGGUCAAGAAAGGUGGCUUGUUUUUUGGGGGUGGGACAUCAGCAAAAAACUUGGCUUAUCUUACCAAACACAUGAAACUGCCAGGCAUGGAUGGUUGACGAAGAACCUACCUUGUUUGGCUGCUGCCAGCCAGCUGUUUUCGUUCUAUGUCACGUUGUCCCGCGAAUCUCAUUGUUCUGGUUCGGAAGGGAAAUUGCAGCCUCGCAAGAAUACAUGUUCUCACACGUUCUGUACUGAACGACUUCACAUAUUCUGGGUGUUAAAGAGAGCUUUUUGAAUUAACCGAGGUUUUGUCUAAAGUCCUUGGAUUUCAUACGCAGUGUCAGACCCGCAGUCUUGAAUCUCAAAAGUUAUUUGCCAUCUCCGUCGAAUUGGUUAUCGCUUCUCAUUCGUUGCAUUUCACACAUAGAACUGAUCACUUAUUAGCUGGCGACA